Panicum virgatum (switchgrass) is the source of this 728-nucleotide messenger RNA. RefSeq lists its product as uncharacterized. Bases 69 to 482 code for a protein of 137 amino acids. Lineage: Eukaryota; Viridiplantae; Streptophyta; Magnoliopsida; Poales; Poaceae. The transcript has a single exon. The record is from RefSeq and is a predicted model, not a curated record.
CCCAUUUCAUGCCAUUCCCAUCGCCAUUGCAGCGCUCACCUUAAGCAGCUUAGCUAGCUAGCCAGCGGAUGCCAACCCUCACGUCGGACUCCACUGCGUCCCCGAGGUGGGGCGUCCCCUUCUUCGCCGCCUGCUCGGGCGCGCCGCGCACGCGCCGCCCGCCGCCGUCCUCCGGCGGCACCCAAGGGCACGGCUGCGGGUGGCCGCUGGACCGCGUGGCCGGGUGGGUCGGUGGCGGCAUCGCCGCGGUGUUCUUCGCGUCGCUGGAGCGGUGCUCGUGCGUCAACGUGCGCACGCACGACGACGACCUCCUCGACGACGAGCAGAGGGACUCGGAGGCGCCGCUCAUGUUCGACGACGGCAACUACGGUAACUACUCCAUGGCCGGGGCCGCCGGCGCGGAGAGGAGGAGAGGAGGCAGGAGGAGCGACAAGGGCGGCAAGAGGACUGGUGGCGGCAUGUGGUGCUAUGGGGAAUUUUAGCGUAUGGUAAUUAUUAUCUGUUGUUUAUUUUUGCUCAAGUUCUUACGUAGUUUCGACUGCCGAGUCGCGCGUUAAGCUACUGAAUCCUACUUCAAGUUAGGAUUUUUUUUUUGACCUUGUGAUGCUAUUUCUUACGUUUCCGUUUAAAUUAAGAGUAUGUAUAUCAGUAUGUGGAUGUUUGAUUGUAUCCAAGUUGAUCCAAAAUUAAUGCAUAUAAUUAUGUAAAGUUGGAAACUAAUUAAGUUC